Sabethes cyaneus is the source of this 1598-nucleotide messenger RNA. RefSeq lists its product as uncharacterized. The transcript has 3 exons. The record is from RefSeq and is a predicted model, not a curated record. NCBI's taxonomy places the organism in Eukaryota, Metazoa, Arthropoda, Insecta, Diptera, Culicidae. The coding region runs from base 348 to 1580 and encodes 410 amino acids.
CGGCCAGUAUCGCUUAGAACGAACGGUGGAAACGACGCGUCUUGUCAGUCAUAAAUUGUAAUGCGGUUGACUUAUGUUGUAGGCACUUUGUUAACAGGUUAUGCCUAAUUUACGCUUUCCGCGCCGUUGCUGACACAUUGAACCAUUUAACGGGCCCCCAGCCAGAAACGACGCAGUCGGCCGUGAAGGGGUGUGAAAUACAGAAGCUCGCCGCGGUAGUGAUCGAAGCCUCCAAUAAUAAGCAGGUGUAAAACUAACAACAGUCCCAUCGUACACGCUGCACACGGUAAGUCACAUUAGACAACGUUCCUCUGCCUCAGCGGAUUUCAUCAUCACCAUAAUAAAGAAUGAGCCAAAAGCCACCGGCCGAACCAAGCGCCGGGCUCCCGGAGUUUGUCGAAGCAGCGGUUGCGAAGACAGCACGCGAGUUGGGAUUCACUGCCGGCCAGUUUACGGUCAGCUUCGAACCCGGAUCCAGCUGCGAUGGGUUGAUCGGUGAAAUCUACCAGGCAACCGUGACGGAAGGUGCCCGCGAGGUGGUACUUUUCUGUAAAAUUCCACCGCUUGAUCCGGCACGCCGCGAGCAGUUCAAUUCGAUGGGGUUGUUCCAACGGGAGGUGAAAUUGUAUUCCACCGUCCUACCGGCAAUGUUGGAAUUUCAACGGGAAAAGGGUGUUUCGGAAGAGGAUGGUUUCUACAGUAUUGCUAAGUGCUAUUCCACCUAUCUGGAUAUGGAAACGGAAAAUUCGUUAGUUUUAAUGGAGAACCUACGGACUAGAAAUCUUCGUUCGUGGAACAAACUGGAGCCCAUCGAUUAUGAUCACGCUCGUUUGUUGAUGAUCGCACUGGGACGCUUUCACGCAAUUUCACUAGCCUUGAAGGAUCAGCAACCGGAACUGUUCGAGCAGUUUAAACUGCCGGACGUUAUGCUUGCGGCUGUUAAGGAGAACGAGCAGAUGGUUGGAAUGUUUGAAGCUGCACUCGAUAACGCUGCUUCUUUGCUGGAUUUGCACGAGACAGAGGCUAGGUCGAAAAUGGACAAACUGAAGCAAAAUUAUAUGUCCGUAGUGGAGACUUGCCUUGACGGGAACCAAGCGGAGCCGUACACUGUGCUGAAUCACGGAGAUUGUUGGGUCAAUAACAUUUUGUACGGAUAUAAGGGCGAUUCACCGAACGAAUUGGUCCUCAUAGACUGGCAGUUGGCCCGCUACGUGUCGCCCGCCUUGGACGUGCUGUACUUUCUGUUCUGCUGCAGCGAUCAAUCAUUCCGACAGAAACACUACGGUGAAAUGUUACGCAUUUAUCAUACAUCUUUGACGAUAAUGCUCGAACGACUCGGUUGUGAUGCCGCCAAAUUAUUUCCUUUCGCUGCCCUCGAGGAGCAGCUGGUUCGGUUCGGAAAGUUUAUCCUAAUCAUGGGCUCGUUUGAUAUUCCCAUUCUGUGCACCGAUCCAGCUGAUAUGCCCGACCUGGGUGGGGACAUUUCGGAAGCUUUUGCGACCUCCCCGGCAGCGCAGCGAAGGUACGCCGGCCGAAUGCUAGGAUUGAUUCACGACGCGAUAGAAUACGGUUAUCUAUAGAUAAGUGGCAAUUGAAAU